AGACAGGGCAGGAAAGUCUUAGAAAUUCUUAUCUCCAAUUUACCAGCAAAAAGCUAGAAGUGGAGAUAUGGCUCAAGUGAUAAGGACAGCACACAAGCUUUAAUUCCAAGUGUGACAUGAUCUUGGCUCUAUACUGAUAAUGCUUGAACCUGCAUCCCAUUUGUGAACAGUCUUGUCCUCAGAAUGUGGUAGGUGUGUUUGUUGCAUCACUUCAUUGAAUUCUUGUAAUAACAAUUAUGAAGUCAGGUCCCACCCCCUUCCUCCCCCCAAUUCUCUCUGGAGAGAGAAACCUGCAGGAGGGGUUGCCUGUAGCUUAGCUGAUUAGCAGUGUGGAAGAUCUGUUCAGAAAGCCACACAGGGCUGUGUUCUAAACCCUCCACUCCACUGUCUUUACUCACAGGAUUCAAGGAAGCCUUGCUCUUGAACUUCUGUCUCUCUUGCUGGCUCCAGGCACAGUCAGUUUUGGGGAGGACUCUGCAUGAUCAAAAGGGAGACUGUUGGAGCAGAACUGCUGGGCAGAAGCUGACAUUGCAUUGUCACAUGUCAUCACUUUCUUAAUAGACUGGAAAAAAUUCAGCCAGAAGUUUCCUCGCCUGCAUCUGCCUCAAAGCAGAGAUAACCUUUUACAAGAUCAAGGAACAUGGCCUUCAGCUUCCCUUUCCAUGUUUCCUAUAAGUUCCGGCUGCUGUUCCUUUUCACCGUAUGCCUGACAGUGGUGGGGUGGGCCACCAGUAACUACCUCGUGGGUACUGUGCAAGAGAUUCCCAAAGCGAAGGACUUCAUCGCAAAUUUCAACAAGGCCGUCGCUUCUGGGAAGGAAGACAGUGGGCCCAGCGAAGUAUCCUUGAGGCAGGCUGAACUUGACAGCUGUCCUUCUGUGUCUCCAAACCUCCGAGGUCAGAGCAAGCUCAUCUUCAGAGAAGACCUCACAAUGGAGGAUGUCCAGGCCAGAAACCCCCAGGUGCACCGAGGCCGCUAUCACCCCAAGGAAUGCAAGGCUGUGCAGAAGGUCGCCAUCCUCAUUCCACACAGGAACAGAGAGAAACACCUGAUGUACCUGCUGGAACACCUCCACCCCUUCCUGCAGAGACAGCAGCUGGACUACGGCAUCUACAUCAUCCACCAGGCUGGAACGAAAAAGUUUAAUCGAGCCAAACUCCUGAAUGUGGGAUAUUUGGAGGCUCUCAAGGAAGAAAACUGGGACUGCUUUAUAUUCCAUGAUGUGGACCUGGUGCCUGAGAAUGACUUCAACCUUUACAUGUGCGAGGAUCAGCCCAAGCACCUGGUGGUUGGCAGGAACAGCACCGGGUACAGGUUACGUUACAGUGGAUAUUUUGGGGGUGUCACCGCCCUCAGCAGAGAGCAGUUUUUCAAGGUGAAUGGAUUCUCUAACAACUACUGGGGCUGGGGAGGCGAAGACGACGACCUCAGACUCAGGGUUGAACUCCAAAAAAUGAAAGUAUCUCGGCCCAAGCCAGAAGUGGGUAAAUAUACCAUGAUCUUCCACACCAGAGACCCAGGCAAUGAGGUGAAUGUGGAAAGGAUGAAGCUCUUACAUCAGGUGUCACGAGUCUGGAGAAGAGAUGGCUUAACCAGUUGUUCUUACAAAUUACUGUCUGUGGAGCACAACCCUCUCUAUAUCAACAUUACUGUGGAUUUCUGGGUCGGUGCCUGACCCCCAGAUCUUUUGCUGAUGUCUAGAAGAACUGAUUAUUUAAUUGCAAUAGUUUUUGCCUAGAGGAUUUCCUGAAAGGCAUAUAUUCAGAACUUGGUUGCAGCUAAUUUAUUGGGCUGAAUUUUUUCCUUUAUGUAUUUUCUCAGGAGAAUUCCUGGCGAUAUGGAAUGUAGACCAUUGCAACAAGACAGCUUUUAAAAAUUUUUUAAAGUUGUUUUGAUCAAGGGGUAACUAUCAUAGUACUGGUACUUGAAGGACUCAAUACUUUGUGCCUAAAAAAGAUGGCCCAAAGGCUAGAAUGAAAGUGACUUGAGAACUGAUUGAAAUAGACUUAUGGGAUAAAAGGUUGAGGGAAAUAAGAUGGCUGGAUGUCUCAGAAAACCAGAAUUGUUCUCAUCUGACAUUGCAAGGUACGAGGAUGUGUUUCUGUGUUUUGUUUUGUUUUUUAAUUCUGCGUGGUUAUCUGUGAAGUGGUGGGUUUUGGGUAAGGAGGAGGCCACAGAGGGGAGAAGAAUGAAUUGCAGAGGCCGUGGGAAUGAAGAGGUGGCUGCAGGAUUGUGGCCACCAUUCAUCGCAGUGGACACCACCUGCCCAGAUACGCCUGCUGGUCCUAGCCCAGCAGAGGACACCUUAUCUACUAGUUUUUAAGACAUUUUUAUAAAAUGAUUUUUGUACAUGUUGGAUAUGAAUGACCAGUUUACACAUUAUAUACCAACUAAAAACAUAUCUACAAAGUACCUCUCUAGUAAAAUGUGAAAAAGAUUUGGGUGUUCAGUCUGUUUUUAUUUAUUGUUGUUUGAGGCCAAAAAUAUAUAUUCAGUGUCCAUAAUUCAAAACACAGAACAAAUGAAACAAACCGUCCAUGGUUCCUCUGAUGCUUCUCUUCCUUUCCUCCAUUUC
Molecule: messenger RNA, 2575 nt
Organism: Perognathus longimembris pacificus (Pacific pocket mouse)
Lineage: Eukaryota; Metazoa; Chordata; Mammalia; Rodentia; Heteromyidae
Gene: B4galt4
Product: beta-1,4-galactosyltransferase 4
Exons: 7
Coding region: 641-1675 (344 amino acids)
Biological process (GO): carbohydrate metabolic process
Molecular function (GO): glycosyltransferase activity
Source: RefSeq, a predicted model, not a curated record